Messenger RNA from Penicillium olsonii, 1935 nucleotides. The record is from the annotation of a GenBank genome assembly. NCBI's taxonomy places the organism in Eukaryota, Fungi, Ascomycota, Eurotiomycetes, Eurotiales, Aspergillaceae.
AUGGACAACUUUGGCCAGGAGCAGACCUUGCCUGUUCUGACUCGGUCGUCAGUUGCCGAUCCGACCCACCCGAACUACGUCUCCGCUCAGAGCUACAAUGGACAUCCAACAAUCGCGCACCCUGUGCCAGCUCCGCCAGCGACCUCUGCGCCUCCAAAACCCCCGACCACGGCCGCCCCAGCUACCUCGAGUCGCAAUGCAGCCUCGAAGGUCCGCAAGCCCCGCAAAACCGGCAAUGCCUCGGCGGGGAAAUCAACGCUGUUCUGGGUCAACAGCGAUGCGCAGACUGCGGCGGAAGGCACAAAAGAGGAGACCCUGAAAAGAAUCCGGUCUCAUGUCAUGUCCGAGCAUAACAGAAAGAAGCGCAUCGAGAGCACGAAACAAUACAACAAAAGCAAAUGGAAGCAAUCGCCGUAUGAACCGCCUAUCACGGAGACCCAGGCCCUCGUGCCGGCCGGGCCUGCCCCGUCGAUCAUCACCCCGCCCGCGAGCUUGGCCAACAGUCGAAUGUCCGAGGAACAAGAAUUGGACGUUGAAGAAAUCAUACCCACAUCCGCGGGGUAUGCCGAGGUGUCGGUUCCGUCUUGGGAUGGCAUGGGCUUCGACAGCAGCGUGGCUUACCCUAGACCAUCCGCGUGGUCUUAUAUCGGACAAGGGGCCAAUGAUCCCUUUAAUACCGGUCAUACACAGCUUACAGAUAGAAUGAUGCGACAUCUGCGAGUCUUCCUUUGGGAUCUUACUCAACAGGCACACCCAUUGCAGACCCGAUAUAAGCCGAAGCUGCAGGCGCACUGGGCGACGCUCAUUCAGCGCGACCCGGCAAUCUUACACGCGACAAUCUGCAUGGCAUCGUCCAAUGACGCUAUGCAGGCAGGGGAGCUGCCAAUUCGAGAUCCCAACCAGAAGCGCAGUCAAUUGGUGAUCGACACGUUUCACCAUCGUGGUGAGACCAUCCGAUUGGUCAACGAGGGCCUGUCAGAUCCAGUCAAGGCGUCCAGCGAUGUGUUGAUCGCUGCCGUGUCGACGCUGCUGACAAUUGAAGUAAUCAUUCGUGCUGGUGUUGACAUGACAUUGCAGAUCGCAUCAGGUAAUCCAGAUUACCUCAAAAUCCACUUGGCCGGACUGCGGCAGAUGAUCGCGCUGCGAAAGGGCUUCGAUGAUGUCCCUUCAGAUGUCCGGUUCCAAAUCUCAUGGACUGACAUCCGGGUCGCUUGCAUGGCACACGCAAAGCCCAUCUUCCCCUUUGUCCGCUGUAACCGCCCGCCACAGCUCUCCAUCAUCCCACCCAACGACGACGUAGCAUUGCUUUCCACCCGCCUCUUCCCCUUGCUCAAGAUACCCGGCAUCUUUGGCGAACCCAUGCAGCAAAUUGUAUAUGAUCUCCUCGAGCUAUCCUGGUACGCAGAAUGGAUCAAAGGUAAUACCGGAUACAGGGAGUUCAGCGACGAAACCGAGGAUUACUUCAACUCCGAGGUCCUGCAAGUAGAAUACCAGCUCCAUUCAGACCGAUACACAUCAACAGGCCAAGUAAAGGGCGAUAACUCAAUCGAGGGCUGCACCCGCCUUGCCCUCCUGCUGUUCCACAACAGCGCCAUUUGGAACUUCUACCCCAUGGUCGCCCAAUUACUCCCAAAACCCAUUCUGGCCCUGCGCGCAGCCCUCGAGGCCACCAUCCCCUCUGGGCUAUUCGCGCUGUGCCGUGACUUACUCUUCUGGCAGCUCUUCCUGGGCGCAGCUUGCAGCGCGACUCUGCCAUCAGAGCGAGUCUUCUUUGUAUCUGAGCUGGCUACUGCAGCCCGUCUGCAGGGCAUCACUUCGUGGCAGGAGGCACGGGUUGUCUUGCAGGGAUUCUUCUAUGUCGAUCGCAUUCAUCUGCCCAUGCUUCGUCAGAUCUGGGACGAGAGUCGAGUCCAAUUGGGCCACUCUCCCGUGUGA